Messenger RNA from Lodderomyces oxycetoniae, 537 nucleotides. RefSeq names its product acireductone dioxygenase (Ni2+-requiring). Lineage: Eukaryota; Fungi; Ascomycota; Pichiomycetes; Serinales; Debaryomycetaceae. The record is from RefSeq and is a predicted model, not a curated record. Bases 1 to 537 code for a protein of 178 amino acids. The transcript has a single exon. Gene Ontology annotation, molecular function: acireductone dioxygenase [iron(II)-requiring] activity.
AUGGUUGAAGUAUAUUACCACGAUAAUAAAGAUACAGUUGACAAUUUCACUGAACCUCAUGAUUCAGGCAGACCAGUCUCACUAGAAGAUUUAUCCAAAAUUGGCGUUUUCUACAAGCAUAUCACAACAAAAGAAGAACUCGAUGCACUAGCUAACGAAAGACAUUACAAGAACAGAGACGAAGUGAAUUUAAAUUUGGCAGCUUUUAAUAAUGAUAUGAAUGCAUAUAAUGCCAAAAUGCAACAAUUCUAUAAAGAACAUUACCAUGAAGAUGAAGAAAUUAGAUACAUUGUUGAAGGCGAAGGUUACUUUGAUGUUAGAAACACAGGCGAUGAGUGGAUAAGAGCAAAAUUAGUCCCCAAUGAUUUGCUAAUCUUGCCUGCUGGAAUUUAUCAUAGAUUUACAUUGACUGAUGCAUUGAAGCUGGUUAGAGCUGUUAGAUUGUUCAAAGAUCAACCAAAAUGGGAAGCAAUCAAUCGAGAUUCUGGAAGAGAGUCUGAGGCUCGCUUAUCGUAUGCUAAAACAGUGGCUGUUUGA